Messenger RNA from Plectropomus leopardus (leopard coralgrouper), 3559 nucleotides. Lineage: Eukaryota; Metazoa; Chordata; Actinopteri; Perciformes; Serranidae. The record is from RefSeq and is a predicted model, not a curated record.
UGGUGGAGCUGAUUGUGGUUCUGGUUGCUCAGGAGGAAACUGAAGUGUACCUUCUGAAGCAGAACACAGAGGCUGUGAGUGGGUCAUCAGGCAGUCUCCCUAUGUCAGGCCGAAACGGGUCUGCAAGUGAUGCAGACUGCCGGAUCUCUGAGGACUGCCGUGUCCCAGAUGUUGAGCUGAUGGAGCUGGGGCCACUGCUGGAGGAGGGAGGGGGGCGACCGGCAGCAUCUAAAGGCGUCCAUCCAGAGGGAGCUGCAAUGCUUGCUGACGAGGAAGAGGAUGAUGAUGAGGUGGGAGAGGUCCUGACUUUACCACUUCAGGCUCACCAUGCCAUGGAGAAGAUGGAGGAGUUUGUACACAAGGUUUGGGAGGGCCGCUGGAGGGUCAUCCCUUUCCAUGUCCUGCCAGAGUGGCUAAAGGACAACGAUUACCUCCUGCAUGGACAUCGGCCCCCUAUGCCCUCCUUCCGGGCCUGUUUUGGAAGCAUCUUCAGAAUUCACACUGAGAGGAACAUCUGGACUCACCUGCUAGGGCUGAUCUUAUUCCUUUGUCUGGGCACGUUAACCAUGCUGCGGCCCAACAUGUAUUUUAUGGCCCCUCUGCAAGAGAAAGUGGUGUUCGGGAUGUUCUUCCUGGGAGCUGUGCUCUGCCUCAGCUUCUCCUGGCUUUUUCACACCGUCUACUGCCACUCUGAGAAAGUGUCUCGCACCUUCUCAAAGCUUGACUACUCGGGCAUCGCCCUCCUGAUCAUGGGCUCCUUCGUGCCCUGGCUGUACUACUCGUUCUAUUGUUCCCCUCAGCCUCGACUUAUCUACCUCACCAUUGUAUGUGUCCUGGGCAUUGCCGCCAUCAUAGUGGCUCAGUGGGACCGGUUCUCAACACCUCGUCACAGACCUACAAGAGCAGGUGUGUUCAUGGGUCUUGGAUUAAGCGGCAUUGUCCCCACCAUGCACUUCACCAUCGAGGAGGGCUUUGUUAAGGCCACCACAGUGGGCCAGAUGGGUUGGUUCUACCUGAUGGGUGCCAUGUAUAUCACUGGAGCGGGUCUGUAUGCUGCCAGGAUCCCUGAGCGCUACUUUCCUGGAAAGUGUGACAUCUGGUUUCACUCUCAUCAGAUUUUCCAUGUUCUGGUCGUGGCGGCGGCAUUCAUCCAUUUCUACGGGGUUUCCAACCUGCAGGAAUUUCGCUACGGCCUUGAGGGAGGAUGCACAGAUGACUCUCUACUCUGAGAGGCCUGACUGUGACCUACUCAUACUUUUCUUUAUAGUCCCACAAACACCUCACACACACACACACACACACACACACACACACACACACACACACACACACACACUCGCACACACAAUCACUUUAAAUGCUGCUGGAAUUCAAUAUAGUCACUUAUUGCUCCUUCUGUACUUCUGAUUUGCUAACAUCUUGUUUUGGGUUUUGGUGGUCUUUCUUUUUGGCUCUUUUUUGCUCAAAUAAAGUAGCAUUAACUAGCCAUUGAACUACAGAGGGUAUCUUCAACAGGCACUACUUCUUCAAUAAUUCUGAAACUUGAACUCUACAUUUUCAAGUAAGGUCAAAAUGGGAUUUUAACCAAAAUCGUAGAUUACUGUAACUGAUGGUCACUUCUUAGAAGCUCACUAGUACCCCGACCUCUUCAUAGUCUGUUACCAUUGCACAAAGGGUACAGAGAGUAUUAUUUGUGCUGUAGCAGAGGGCACAUACUGUAAACCAUUCCUGUCCUUCCUCCCAGUUUCCAUGCAGGUUAGAGGAUGAAUGUACUGUUCACCAGGAGUGAGGUGUAGAGCAGUCCAGGACCAUUUAGGAGCUUGAGGGCCUGCGCACACAUUUGUAUUAAAAGAAUGAAAGUUUACACAUAUAGUGUAUAGAGGUGUGACCAGAUGUUUUCUAACUGUGCUGACACUGAAUGCGCAGCUUUGCGUUAAAACCUGGAGGACCAUUAUACAAACCCAUCCACGCCUGCUCUGCAAUAAAACCUGAACUGUACUCUCAAUGCCCAGUCGCCACCCCCCAGGAAAUCUAAUUAGAAAUAAAAUAAAAUCCCAUCAAAAUAAAAUAAAAUACAUGAAAUGAAUGAAAGAAACGCAGCCUAACUCCUAUAGAUAUGAUCUAUAGAUUGGUCUUGAGUAAGACAAGAUCCAAUGCUCGUCUGAAUUUUUACAAAAAUGAUUGAAAAGGGAUAGUUAUGAUAGUAUGAGGUACUUAUCCAUCGUCAGUGUAUUACAUACGGUAGAUGGGAGUCAGCACGCCCUCAGUUUAGAGAAUCAGGCAAGAGCACUGUCAUGGAAGUUAAGCAAUGUACUGCUGUGAGCUGGGGUAGCAACAAAAUUUAUUUUUGCCACCAAAAGAGGUUAUAGCAGUUAAGUGUACUCAACAUUGAGAAUAUUUUCACUGUUUUACUUUGAAACAGACAGCCCUUUCCGAUGGGAAAGCCAUUAACGACUUGUUCCCCAUCUACACUCUCGUCAAAACCACAAGAAUACAUUGACCAAAAAAGUGACUGACUUUGGUGACUCUGAACUAACCACUCAAAACACUAUGGUUACACAAUAACACAUACCAAAAAAAGUGAUGGAUGCAGUGAUUGACCAGCAGCUUCUGAUUUCUGAUUUUCUCAACAGAGUCUGGCUCUAAAGAGAGCAAUAUAUUAGCUUCAAUUCCCCAUUAGAAACUGUUCUCUGGUGGCAAGUUAAAAUGGUUAAAAUACAUUUUGCUGCUGUUUUGCCAUUCACAGGAAUACAUUGCUUGGCUUCUGUGGCGGCCUGCUUCUCCAAACUGGGGGCGUGCCGACUGCCAUCUACUGUAGGUAAUACACUGGUUAUGGAUAAGUACCUCAUACAAUCCUGCUUAAAAAGAUCUGCACCAUCCCUUUUAAACUGAUUCCUCAGCAUUUUGGGGUUUUUGAUGCAUUGUUGUAAUUUACAAAAGUCCCAAACAAGUGACAUAAUGGCACAGAAAAGCUGCAACUGUGCCAAAUGUAUCUGCUCAGUUGAGGUUAGACCCUUAAAAUGUAGAAGUGAAAGAACUCCCCUGCCAUCAUGUUUCAGUCCAACGACUCAUCAUUACUACAUUUCUUCAGUAACAGUUCCUGGGCGUCGCACAAUGUACAGAUCUGGAUCGGUCAAAUUGUGUUUUUGUCAGCUAGAGAUAUUUCUUUUGUGCUAGAUUUCAGAUGCAAUGAGAGGUGUAAAUAUCAAAUGCACCUUAGUGUAUACUAUUAAAUUGAAAAAUCGCCGUACGGGGUUUAAAAUGUGUUAUGUAUGAUUGAUAUAAACUUUUAGUAUUCCUGUGCCUUAGGCCAACGGAAAUGUUUUUAAAUAAAACGGCCUAUCUUAACAGUCAAGGGAGCUUAAAGGAUUUCCAGAUGUUGACUUUUCUUGUUUUCCUUGCCAUAUAUACAAUCGAAUCAUUAUUGAACUUACAACUCCAUGGAUAGGUUGUAUCAACUGCUGUUUAAGACUCCUUUUUCUAGAUCAACUUAUUUGAGCUUUAUUACAAAGACUAAAACGAUGUGUAUUCUUGACUUUGUGUAAUGUCCUGUGUAGAA